This is a messenger RNA of Osmia bicornis bicornis, 2051 nucleotides long. Its product is annotated as ankyrin repeat domain-containing protein 39-like. Gene Ontology annotation, molecular function: GTP cyclohydrolase binding. The record is from RefSeq and is a predicted model, not a curated record. The transcript has 3 exons. Gene Ontology annotation, cellular component: nucleus; cytoplasm. Lineage: Eukaryota; Metazoa; Arthropoda; Insecta; Hymenoptera; Megachilidae. The coding region runs from base 464 to 838 and encodes 124 amino acids. Gene Ontology annotation, biological process: negative regulation of biosynthetic process.
AAUUGGUGUUUUGUAAAUUUAACUAAAGUGAUAUGUCUCCUAAGGCUUCAUUGCAGUGAUGCGCAGUCAUGGGAUUUUUUUGACAUUACAGCUAGAGAUACAUAUCACGUAAUGCCAUAGCUGUAUACAUUACACACCUGAAAGUGACCCGCGUAUUUUCUGCAGUUUGUCUUACCUUUACAACAAAUGUUGGUAUUCUUAUAAUAAAUCGGUUGCACACGUACAAAAUAGCAAUAUAUUUUAUUAAUAUUAUUUAUAUACCUAGUAUGUAUUAUAUUUCAUUAAAUUUGAAACUGUCUCCUCCCUUUCAAAUUUAUGGGGCCCAAUGAUACCUUCAUAUGUAAAGAAUCUAGGUACGUCAUUGAGAUGGACCUAGUAUUUUCUUAUCGUUAGUACGCAUGGCCAGAAAUCUCACACUGUGUAUCACUACUUCAUCGUGAUAAAACGAUUAAAAUUAUCGUGUAUGUACGUCGUAGUUGAAAGAGGGUAUAAUAUUUUCAGUAGAAAAUCAUCAGAUAUAGAACAACUAAGUCGUUUUGCUUCUGGGGGAUACUGUGAUGAUUCAACAAUAGUAUAUUUACAACAUCCUUGUGUAAUAUUAACUGCUUUAGAAGUUCUUGGUUACAAAGUUGUGGCAUCCUCGAGUACCAGUGUUAAACAAGAUUAUAAUGAAUAUAUGUGGACUAUGAGAAAAGAUUUCUCUGAACCUGAACCCGAACCCGUUCUUAAGGCAGGUCCAGCAUUUUCCAUCAUUAACGCCCUAGCAGAAUUAGGAUAUAAAGUCAUCUGUAGCACAGGAGAGGCUGAAAUACUUUGGACGCUGCAAAGGGAAUUGUAAAAUCAGCAAUUAUUCUCAGGACUAAAAUUAAAAAGGAAAACAAACUCAUUCUUAUAAAUACGUAUUUAAAGUAUGCGUACCCGGCUUUCAUACGCAUAAUGAAUGAAAAAUCAGUACGAACUAAGUAUUAUAUUAUUUAACUAUAUAUAUAUAUAGCCACACACACACACAUAUAUGGAUGAAGUUUCUGUGGAGUAACAUACGAGGGCAUGAAUGAGUGUCUUCAAUUUCGUUACCAAAUCAUGAUGAGUAUAUUUUAACUUCCUUUAGUGAUGUGCAUUUCUUUUAUUGGACGGAUUAACAUAAGCAAAUUUCCAAUAAUGAAUUUUACCAUCUUGAUGUGUAAAAUUCGUAAAAAGUAUUUAAUAGAUUAAAAUUAUAAUCAUACAUUAUUUUAUAUAUUUAAACUAUAUUAAAUAUGCUGGUUUAUUCUUACAAUUUUCAGAAAAAUGAAGGUGUUAUACAAUUUUUCAUUAAUAAUUGUUUUAUUUUCUUUCUACAACACGUUACAACACUAAUAAGACUGUACGGGUACAAUUUUCCAAAUUUUCUACAUAUUUCUUGAUUAAAAAUACUAUGUUACAGUUACUUUGUAUCGUAUUGCAAGAUCGCAUAAAAAGCAAUUAUUAGGUGGCUAACUAUACACAUAGAAUUAUCAGAUGUGAAUUACAAAAUAACUUAUAUUUUUACUAGAUAUAUUUAAUCCAUACAGAAUUAAGAUUAGCAACAUUUUUGGGGAGAAAACAUCACUUCAUUUUUGACUUCUACUCCAGCAUUUUACAUACAAAUCAUGUUUUGGAUGGAAUUAUAUUACUUCAAUUUGACUCUUUGUUAUCAUACAUUUAUAUAGUUUUUAUGAUGAUAUAUAAAAUAUGCGGAAUCAAAACUAUUGUUAAUUUUGUGCGAUAAGAAAGAAGUAUUUGUAUUGCAAUUAGCAUUUAUUGUAUUAAUCAUAAAAAGAAAUGCUUAUUAGCGCAACAUCGUGCUUCAGUAUGAAGUGAGUAGUGCAACGAUUAUUGAAAUAAUCUAAACUUAAUAAUAAUAUUAUGCAAAGGUCGUCUGUGCGUAUAACGGCCUUAUUUUCAUAUAGAAAGUCCGUGUUCAUACAAGUUGUAAAAUUAUACACGUUUAUUUUGUGUAUACAGAACACACUUUUUGCAUAUUAUACUGUGAAUUUAUUAUAAAAUAUACGACUUAUAAUGGUAUAAAAAUA